Poecilia latipinna (sailfin molly) is the source of this 3219-nucleotide messenger RNA. It is a transcript of the gene cspg5a, whose product is annotated as chondroitin sulfate proteoglycan 5a. NCBI's taxonomy places the organism in Eukaryota, Metazoa, Chordata, Actinopteri, Cyprinodontiformes, Poeciliidae. Gene Ontology annotation, cellular component: synapse. Bases 451 to 1767 code for a protein of 438 amino acids. The record is from RefSeq and is a predicted model, not a curated record. Gene Ontology annotation, biological process: cell projection morphogenesis. The transcript is spliced from 5 exons.
AACAGUCUCCCCCCCUCACCCCCCUCCUCAGACGAUGAGAAGGUUGCCGAGCGCGCUGCAGACCGCCGUGCGUUUGUCUCCCUCUCAGCCACACAAAGUGCCCCAAAAAAGCACCGAUCCGAACCGUGACUGCUCUCUGUGCCACCUCGGAACCAGCAGCCCCAUCCGCCCCCUCCUCCAGCACAUUCUGUAGCAAUGGAGCCGUAAACGCUGCCACAGAGAGCUGAGCCGAGUGAGUGAAACAGCGGCGGAGACGCAGAGAUCAAGCGGCUAUGGAGGAGAAGCGCGGAGAGCCUGGAGUCUAGACAGAAACCCUCAGAUCCAUCAGUCCGGAAUACUUUCCGCAAGCUUUCCGAACUUUGCUGUCAAUAAUCUUUUUGGAAAAAAAAAAAAAAAAUCCAGGUUUUUAUUUCACUUUUGACCGUGUGAGCGUAACAUUGCACAAGAAGGAUGCAGGGAAAGAAGAAAGCGAGCGGCUGCACUGGAUGCUGGAGGCAAAUGCUGCUGUCGUGCGUCCUGGCUCUGCACCUGAUCCCGCUGAGUGUCCACGGGAUGGUUCUUGGUGUAAAUGCUACUGAGCCAGACAAUAAAGUCAAUACCACUUCUCCAGUCAUCGAGGAAGACGGCCCUGUAAAGGUUAAUGAUGUCAUGGCAACAGUAACCGGGAUGAGCACCUCUGCCACUUCUGCUCCAAUCGGCUCCGUGACCCAGAGGGCGGGUCGUAUGCCUCGCGGCGACAAGGACGACGCUGAGAGCAGCGGCAUGUUUCCUGCUCCCACGGUGGAGAAAGUGAGCGUGGCAGCGACGCCCCACAUCAUCCCCGAUUCGGCUGAGACAGAUCUUCUGUUGCCUAGCAACCCACUCAGAGAGGACGUCGUGAAAGGAGAGGAAGAAGGGGAUGAAGAGGAGGAGGGUCUGCCACAUACCGACCCACCUUGGAUCCAUGUCAAGGAAACUGCCAUGCUUGACCUGGACCACCUCACCACCACUACCGCCCCGCCAGCAGCUGCCACCAACCCCUCCAAUCCGGACGUCCUUCACGUGGACUUCUUUGAUCCAUCCUCUCGUGGGCGUAACCUUAACCUCGCCCCACCCUCUCCAUCAUCUCUGGCCCACGAGCUGCAAGGCGCAGAGGCAACUUCCUGGGCAAUGCCAGAAAACUACGACUACCUUACACCCUAUGACGACGGCAUGACUACCACUGUUGACGAGUACAGCUACAGCACCACAACCGAUGCCUAUGAGACCGAAGAAGACCUCAGAGAGGCUGCGGGGUCUCCUGCUCGCUCCAGGCCUCGGGUCCCUGGGUCUGGAUCCUUCAUCCCUGGGGGACCAUAUCCUGGUGCCGCACCUAACGUUUCGCCUAAUGGGUGCAGAGUGGGCUACCAGCUGAUCAAUGGAAGCUGCCGCUCUGCCUGUGAGAUGCAGCCCAACUAUUGCCUCAACGGAGGACAGUGCUACCAGCUGGAUGGCGAGGAGAUUUUCUGCAGAUGCAAUGUCCAGGACUACAUUUGGCACAAAGGGGCGCGCUGCGAGUCGGUGGUGACCGAGUUCCAGGUGAUGUGCCUCGCCGUGGGAACCUCGGCUCUGGUGCUCUUGCUGCUCUUCAUGAUCAUUGUCUGCUUCGCCAAAAAACUCCACGUGCUCAAGACGGAGAACAAAAAGUUGCGCAAGCGCAGCAGUAAGUACCGGCCUUCAUCGGAGCAGCACAAUGAUAAUUUCUCGCUGUCCACCAUCGCUGAGGGCUCCCACCCAAAUAUACUCUGAGGUGUUAUAAGCUUAAAGGAUAGAGGACUGGCGGGGCCCAAGUGCCAGGAUCAAUAGUGAGAGAUUUAUUUAAUGAUGCAGGACAUCAAAACUCAAAUAGGACCAGAGGGAUUGUGAUCAGAAGCCCAAUGAUUAUCAGUCUCAGUUUUUCCUCAUUGUAUCUUUAUUUCUUAAAUAUUUCUGUUUUUUUAAAAGCUGAACAGGGAUGCACUAGUUAGAUUUUUUUUAACGCUGAGAUUUUCCGAGAUCUACCAACAUUUCCAAAUCCAGCAGCAGUGAUUCAAAUCUGAACUUCAAUCCUUUACCAACUUAACAAAACAUGAUAAGGUUCCUACAGAUUGCAUCAUCUGGAUUGCAUCAUUAAUGCAAAAGGUCAUCUGUUAAGAGGAACCUGCUGUUGAGUAGAGUACGAAUGAAAAACAUGAAUCAUAUUUCUUUUUCACAUAUAAAAGUCUGUCAGAAAGGCUGCCAUAGAGUGUAAACAAAGAAAUAAAUGCACAGAGUUAUAAAUUUUUUAUCUUGAUUAGUUUUAUUUUCAGUUCCCUGCAACCAUGAAAACAUUCUCUUCUGAGUUUAGUUUCCACAAUAUUGACAAAAGACCAAGCACAACGUAACUUGGUGCUGUGGUUGGAUGAUGCUACAAACACAGCCAGGGGGUUAGGGGUUCAAUUCCCCCGUGAAACCAAGCUAGCUGAAGUCUUACAGAUUUUUUGUUCUAAUUUGACCAUUUUAGGACAGAAAAAACACCCUUGCAGUGAGUCCUGCCUGUUCUCUGUCCUUCUGACCUGCUCUCUCUCUUAUCACCUCUUUGCAUCUGUAUUUUAUGUCAUGGCAUGUCUGCUCUGUCGCUUAUAUGCGCCACCUAGUGGCCAUGUCAGCCUUCGCAGCUACUCUUGUUUACUUUUUUUUUUUUAAUGUCUUCAUGACUUGUUUAUCCUGAAGGUAUAAAGAGAAAGAGGGAAAAAUGAAAAAAUAAUAAAAAAUAAUUUAUUCUGGGUUUAUGGGUCGAAGGAGCCGCAUCACAACAGGUAAGCUAAAAGUGUUGGGUUUUUGAGAAAAAUAGAGGCGGUUAUCAGGAUAAACAUCUGGGAUGCAACACCUCCCUGCUGCCUGAAGGAGGCAGCAGAGCUGACAGGUGUCUCACUAACUUGAAGCAUGGGUAGCUAGUUUGCGCUAACACCAAAGUUGUAGCAGCAUGGGUUGCUGUAGUGCUACAACUGAGAUUUUAUUUGUUACUUUAGCUAAAAUUUCAUUUAUUUUCAGGAUGUGGUACCACCCUCUCACAGCUCUUUCAGUAGUUUGUUCGCCUCUUUACACUGCAGGCUGUAGACUUUGAACUUGGCUUCUUAGGUAUCAAUGUAGUUCCUUUUCAUGCAAAUGAGUCCCACCAAUUCAUUCUAAAUACAAGUGCAAGUCAUUUCUCUCUAAUGAACAUUAAACAUCAAAACACAA